Messenger RNA from Cornus florida, 2740 nucleotides. RefSeq names its product protein ENHANCED DISEASE RESISTANCE 2-like. Gene Ontology annotation, molecular function: lipid binding. Lineage: Eukaryota; Viridiplantae; Streptophyta; Magnoliopsida; Cornales; Cornaceae. The transcript has 20 exons. Bases 296 to 2506 code for a protein of 736 amino acids. The record is from RefSeq and is a predicted model, not a curated record.
CAGAAAAGCAAACUUCGCCGGAAAAUCCAAAAAAUACUGGUAUUCUGCAUUGAUUCUCUGAUUCCCUUCAGGAAGGGAUCAGAGGAUCAUCUCCUCUCACCUUCCCAUCACUUUUUUUUCACAUAAUACACACACACAGAUAUAUGUUUACAUGUAUACAUAUGUAAUCUCAUUCGAGCAACCAUCUUGGUUCUUGAAAACUUCUGAAAAUUCAUAAUCUUCUAUCAUGGAUUCAAACAUUUUGAUAUAAGGAAGAUUUGGGAAAUUGAAAAGGUGGGUUUGUUCGAUUUCUCAAAUGGGUGAGCCACAAAAAAUGGAGGGGUGGCUCUAUCUAAUUCGUUUCAACCGACUUGGGUUGCAAUAUUCGCGUAAAAGGUACUUCGUUCUCGAUCGCAACUGCCUCAAGAGCUUUAAAUCGAAACCCACUACAGACGGAGAGGAGCCACUGAGAAGUGCAAUAAUAGACUCUUGCAUCCGGGUCGCAGACAAUGGAAGAGAAAGUUAUCAUAGAAAAGAAUACUUUAUUUUCACCCUGUAUAAUACUUCUAAUGACAAUGAUCAGCUAAAGAUGGGAGCAAGUAGCCCAGAAGAAGCAGCUAGAUGGAUCCGUUCUUUACAGGAUGCUGCAAUUAACCCAGCAAAGGAUUUUGUUCCUUGUUCCAAGAGAAAAUGGCAACCUUUUAGAUUAAGUGUUUCUAAGAGGAUGGCACAUAAAAAAUCUAUAGACUGGACUUCUGAAUCAUCUGUGCAUGUGGAUGCGAUGACAUCUGAUGUUAUUGCUCCUUCACCAUGGCAAAUUUUUGGUUGCCAAAAUGGGUUACGGCUAUUCAAAGAAGCAAAAGAUAGGGAUUUCAGUGGGAAGCAUUGGGAUGAUCAUCCAGCAAUAAUGGCUGUUGGUGUGAUUGAUGGAACUUCAGAGGACAUUUUCCGGACUCUUAUGUCUAUUGGUCCCUCCAGAUCAGAAUGGGACUUCUGUUUUUACCGAGGCAGUGUGGUUGAGCACCUUGAUGGUCAUACAGAUAUUGUUCAUAAGCAGUUAUACAACCAUUGGCAACCAUGGGGGAUGAGACGUAGAGAUUUACUGUUGCGACGUUACUGGAGAAGGGAAGAUGAUGGCACAUAUGUAAUUCUGUACCAUUCCGUGAUCCACAGAAAGUGCCCACCACAAAGAGGCUAUGUUCGUGCUUGGCUUAAAAGUGGAGGAUAUGUAAUAUCUCCUGUAAAUCAAGGAAAAGAUUCAGUUGUAAAACACAUGCUUGCUAUUGAUUGGAAAAGCUGGAAAUCUUAUGUACGAAAAGCUUCUGUGCGAUCCAUAACUAUCCGUAUGCUCGUAAGACUUGCAGCACUGAGAGAGCUGUUUAGAGCAAAAGCAGGAAACUAUUCCUUUGAAUUCUCAUCUAGAGAGUUGACAAGAGAUAUUGGGUCACCUCAAAUACAAAAAGAGGAUAUCAAAACAGAAGUUCAAAAUCCUCAAGAGUUUAUGAAGAUGGAGAAAAAUAAUAUGGAAGAUGAUCCAGACAAAUUUCUUUCAGGGUGUUCAAGUCUCACAGGACUGAAUGACGCGGCUGAUGAAUUCUUUGAUGUUCCUGAACCAUCAGAAGAUGAGCAUGAUUGGUCUUUGAGUCCAGCAUUGCGCUAUCAAGAUAAGCACCAACCUAAACUGUCAUCUGCUGCUGGUUUUGUAAAAAAAUUACAUGAUCUUGCAGUUCAGAAGAAAGGUUAUAUGGACUUACAAGAGGUGUCUUGUGAAAACAAUGCACCAUGCUUCUAUGGGUCCACUCUUUCAAAAGAUCCUAGUUAUAAUUUGCCUUGCAGUUGGGCUGCUGCUGAUCCUUCGUCAUUUCUUAUCCGUGGAAAUAAUUAUCUAGAAGAUCAAAAGAAGGUUAAGGCAAAAAACACAUUGAUGCAAAUAUUUGCUGCUGAUUGGCUAAGAUCUGAUAAGCGUGAAGAUGAUAUUGGUGGCCGUCCUGGAAGCAUUGUUCAGAAAUAUGCAACACAGGGUGGACCAGAAUUCUUCUUCAUCAUUAACAUGCAGGUUCCAGGUACAACUACAUAUGGUCUGGCACUCUAUUACAUGACGAAAACUCCUUUGAAAGAAACUCCUAUACUCGAGCGCUUUGUCAACGGGGAUAAUGCCUACCGGAAUUCUAGGUUUAAGCUCAUACCAUACAUUUCUAAGGGAUCAUGGCUAGUAAAGCAGAGUGUGGGAAAGAAAGCUUGCUUGGUUGGUCAAGCACUUGAAGUAAAUUAUGCUCGAGGGAAGAACUACAUCGAGCUUGAUAUUGAUGUCGGGUCAUCAACAGUGGCAAGGGGUGUAGCCAGCCUUGUUCUUGGAUACCUGAACAAUUUGGUCGUCGAAAUGGCAUUCUUGAUUCAGGGUAACACACAAGAAGAGCUCCCAGAAUUCCUUCUUGGGACAUGUCGGCUUAAUCAUCUCGACAUGUCCAAAUCGGUCCGAGUAACCCAAGGACAGGCCAAAAAUGGCGGGAAAAGAGAUGAAUUGUGAUGAUGAUUUUAACUGUGUGUAUAGGUAAAUUUUCCAUUCAAAUCCGAAGAUCAAUGGGGGUGUCAGCUAAUUCUUUGGGUGGGGACAAUUCAAUUUGUAAAGUUCAGUCGCGUUAACUAUGUCUUUUAUUCAAAUUAUAUUCUUUGUGAUCAGUGUAGAUUUUUGUCAUUUGUAGUAUGAAUUCUUCUUCUUAAUAUUAUUAGGGGAAAGUACAAAAAUCACCCCUAUGGUUUA